Tyto alba (common barn owl) is the source of this 4849-nucleotide messenger RNA. It is a transcript of the gene MYEF2, whose product is annotated as myelin expression factor 2. Gene Ontology annotation, biological process: regulation of mRNA stability involved in response to oxidative stress. Gene Ontology annotation, cellular component: cytoplasm; nucleus; post-mRNA release spliceosomal complex. Gene Ontology annotation, molecular function: mRNA binding. The record is from RefSeq and is a predicted model, not a curated record. The transcript has 17 exons. Bases 79 to 1965 code for a protein of 628 amino acids. Lineage: Eukaryota; Metazoa; Chordata; Aves; Strigiformes; Tytonidae.
CGGCCCGGCGCGGCGAGGCCGAGGCGCUCGGGGCCCUUUUCAAACCCAGCGGUAGCGGGGCCGCGGCCCGGCCACGAAAUGGCGGAGAACGAUAAGCCGGAGGCUGCGGCUGCCGCGCCGCCGCGCGGGGCCGAGGAGGCCGCCGCCAGCCAGCCGCCGCCGCCGCCGCCACCACCACCACCACCACCACAGCAGCAACAGCCGCUGCCGCAGCAACAGCAGCCGCAGGAUGAGGAGGCGGCGGCAGCAGCGACAGCAGCAGCAGCCGAGAGCGGCGGGGGCAGCACUAAUGGCGUCAAAAUGGAUAAUGAUGAGACAGCAAAAGAAGAGAAAGCACCUGUGAAAGAGAAGUACGUUGCAAAACCAAAGGCAAUCCCUUCUCUUGGAAACAAGAAUAGAUUCCACCCUUAUUCAAAGGACAAGAAUGCAGGCACUGGAGAGAAGAAGACUAUUAAUCGUAAUAGAGUUUUUAUCAGCAACAUCCCAUAUGACAUGAAAUGGCAAGCUAUUAAAGAUCUUAUGAGAGAGAAAGUUGGUGAGGUUACAUACGUGGAGCUGUUUAAGGAUGCUGAAGGAAAAUCAAGGGGUUGUGGUGUGGUUGAAUUCAAAGAUGAAGAAUUUGUUAAGAAAGCGUUAGAAACUAUGAACAAAUAUGAUCUUAGUGGAAGACCCCUGAAUAUUAAAGAGGAUCCUGAAGGUGAACAUGCUCGUAGGGCAUUACAGCGUGUAGGAGGACAGUUUCCAGGAGGACAUGGACCUGAUGUGGCACCUGGACUAAUGAAUUUACCACCUUCUAUUCUCAAUAAUCCAAACAUUCCUCCUGAGAUUAUCAGUAACUUGCAGGCAGGCAGGCUCGGGUCCACUAUUUUUGUUGCUAAUCUUGAUUUUAAAGUUGGCUGGAAGAAGCUGAAGGAGGUAUUCAGCAUUGCGGGAAAUGUAAAGCGUGCAGACAUCAAAGAAGAUAAAGAUGGCAAGAGUCGAGGAAUGGGAACAGUUACCUUUGAGCAGGCGAUUGAAGCUGUUCAAGCAAUAUCUAUGUUCAAUGGACAAUUCCUCUUUGAUAGACCCAUGCAUGUAAAAAUGGAUGACAAAUCAGUUCCUCAUGAAGAUUUCCGUGUUGCAGACAGUAAAACCUCACAAUUACCUCGUGGUCUUGGUGGCAUUGGUAUGGGACUUGGACCAGGUGGACAGCCCAUCAGUGCAACACAAUUGAGCAUGGGUGGUGGAAUGGGGAGCAUGGGUCCAGGAGGUAUGGGAAUAGACGGUCCAGGAUUUGGUGGAAUGAAUAGAAUGGGAGGCGGACUUGCUGGAUUUCGUGGAAUGGAAGGAAUGCCUAAUAUGGGAGGAUUUGGAGUCAACCGAAUGGGAGAAAUGUUCCGUGGUGGAAUGGGAGGAAACAUGGACAGAGACUUUGGUCGUAGUGACAUGGCAUUGAACCGUGGUUUUGGAGAUUCCUUUGGAAGGAUGGGUGGUGCAAUGAUUGGUGUUUUUGCAGGAGGAAUGGGAGCACCUAGCAUGGGCCCAGUAAGAUCUGGAAUGAGUGGUGGAAUGGGUGGUAUGAACAGUAUGGCUGGAGGAAUGGGAAUGGGGAUGGAUCGGAUGAGUUCUGGUUUUGAUCGAAUAGGACCAGCUAUGGGUGGAGGCCUGGACAGGAACAUCGAUAUCGAUCGAGGAUUUGUGCCUGGCCCAAUGGGAAGUGUCAUGAGAGAGAGAUUAGGCUCUAAAGGCAACCAGAUAUUUGUGAGAAAUCUUCCUUUUGACUUGACCUGGCAGAAGCUAAAGGAGAAAUUCAGUCAGUGUGGUCAUGUAAUGUUUGCAGAAAUAAAAAUGGAGAAUGGAAAAUCAAAGGGCUGUGGAACAGUCAGAUUUGACUCACCAGAAUCUGCUGAAAAGGCCUGUAGGAUAAUGAACGGCAUAAAAAUCAGUGGCAGAGAAAUUGAUGUACGCUUGGAUCGCAAUGCAUAAUUUAAAACUGUGUGUUCAGGAACAUUCCUAUGUCUGUUUAGCUUCUCUAUCCUAGUAAGUCAUUUUUAGUAACAUUGUAUGCUUACAAAAGCUGUAAAAAGGAACUUUUAAAUCCCACCAGCCUUUAACAGUAUAGUGUUUAAUAUACUGUGAUAGUUGUUAACUGAAUCUUACUAUGUUUGGUUUUUAAAGACAAUUUGCCUGAUUUUUGUUGUUUUUUUUAGAGGCACUGAGCACCUGCAGGUCUCUGUAGACUGUGGAAACUUUGGAUGCUCAGCGCCUUUGGAAAAUUAGGCCAAGUGUCUCUAGUCAUUCAGUUUAAAUGAAUGGUUAUACUGUUUUUAAUAAAAUAAGCCAUUUUCUCUGUUAAUCUCAAGAUUGCAUAGUGGGAUUUGUUUAGUGUUUCUUGAUUUUUAUUUUUUUUUUCCCCAGUGUGUACCAACAUUGUAAUGUAAAAAUUAGAUGUCUUUUUUUUCAGAAUUUUGUUUUUAUAUGUGUGUUGUAGUCAUACUGUAAUUCUUGACUCUAAAAGAAAGGGCUCCAAAUUAGGCUGUGAUGUUUUCAUUUUACUUAGUAUUACUUUAAUUACAUGACUUAGUUCUGUAAAUAAGAUUUAGAGCCCAGUGAGAGUUUUGAAUUUUUUUUUUUAAUUUUUUAUUUUGACAAAAUGAAGAAACUGAUCUUUCUCUCCUUUUUAUUUUUUUCAUCAGUAUAAUCACUGAUUAAAACUAGUUACCACAGACUCUUGUAGGAUUGUUCCCUAUGAUGCCAAGUUCAUAUAAAAUUGAUAAUAUAGUAAAUACUAGGUACAGUAUAAGACAGAUUGCUCCCAAUUUUUUAUCUAUUUUCCAGCCAUUCAGGUGAACUGCCAGCAAAAUAAAACCAACAGAACAGAUAAGAGAAAUGGCUGUGUAUGUCAAACCACUGCUGUUCACUUCUAUGGGUCCUGAUGUAUUUAUGAAGGCAGUUUUUAUAAACCAGGGUAUUCCCAAACAGAGCAUAUCAAAUACGUUGGAUCCUACAAUGUUAGACAUAGCCAUAUCUCCAUUUCCUGUAAAAGAAGAAAUACAAAUAAAUCUGCUUAAUUGAAUUGUAUGAAAUUGACAAACUGUUUUGGAGGAACAGAUUGUCAGCCCUCAAUUUCUCAGAGCACCCUUUUUAGACUUUUCAAUGAAAGAACUAUAGUCAUUCUACAGAACAUGGUUUUGGGUUAAAAAAAAAAAGUCUCCCUAAAUCACCAGCAUCUGCACAGUUGCACUUAAAAUAAACCAGGCAGGCUAUUAUAAAAUCCAGUCAUGUUUAUAAUACCAAGACCUACAGUUGUGUUUUGCAGUAAAACUGUAACACUUGAUCAACAACAAAUCAAACCAAUUUAGACUACUUCUCCAAGAUACUCUGAGAGGUUUUUAAAUAUCUGAGCCACAGCUUCUUCAGGUAAGCUAUUUGUUAGUAGUAAACUGAAGCUCUAGAAUCUGGAGCAGAAAUUUUGGAAGUUAAGCCUUGAAUUUCUGGAAAUGUUGACCAGAAUUCUUUUUUUCAUAGUACCUUUUAAACACAUCCAUUGGAAUGAGCCUGAAUACUAAAAUCUUUACCUUUUCGAGCCACCAGCACACUUGCAACUGUAUCUGGUACACUUGUUCCUGCUGCUAGUAAUGUGAGUCCCAUUACUGACUCUGGAAUUCCCAGUGUUUCACCUGCAGUUGAUAAAUAACAGUAGAAAAUGCAAGUAUGUUUUUACUUUAGGUUUCAUGCAAAUAAACUGCUUUGGACUUUAUUUGCUGGAAAAAGGAUUAGUAAUCAUACAGUAAUUUCAAAAGGAAUCUGUCAGCUAACUUGACUAAAUAGGAAGUGACUGAACCAUGAAGUAGUUAAAAAUAAGACCAACCAAGAAAUAUCAUCCUGUCCUUGUUCUUCAAUCAAAUAAAAAAGGAAUUGUGGUAUCGUAACCAUCUUACUUAACAAGUUUCUCAGACACCCGAGUGGAAUGUCUUCAGUAGUCAAGACAAUAUCAAUUACAAAUUAUUUUUUUUCCAGGUACAGUAGAAGUUUAAAUAUCUAACAAUUUACUCCCUUUUUUUUUUUCCUCUCAACCUCUGGAAAAUAUAGUAGUCUUCUAUGUUUUUGGGCAUCUUUUCAUUCAUGCUCAAAAGUCUCAUGGAGCAAUAACUCUUAUAAUCACUCACUCUUUAAAGGGGGAGAUAAAACAGCACAUGAAUUAUCUUGGGGAGGAGGGUCAUUAAGCUCAUUACUACAAUACUGUCUCAACUACAUGGCUUUACUAUUUCACUCCAAUUAGAUCUUUUGUUGUAUUGGGAAGAAUCAAAAUGCAGAAUUUUUAUAUGGCUUGUAAGUGCAAAUAAUCCUUUAGAAGUGUUUAGGUAAAUGCUGGUUUAAAUUAAGAAAAGUUUUAAAUUGUUACUAAAACAGCAGCUCAUUUUGCACCAUUUUUUUUCAGCCCCAUAUGUCCUGUAAGCAUGUUAAUUUCUCACUUAAAAUACAGGCAUUCAGAUCUUCAGAACUGUUUUAGCAGUUUUAUCACUCACAAGCAUCGAUAUACUGAAGUAUUUGAUACCUCUAUUCAAACUACUUCAGUUUAAGAAAAACUAAUUACUUUUUUUGUUCACUAGAAAGUAUCUUUUUGUUGAAAUCUGAAUUCUUAAUUGCAGUAUUUGGACACUAAUAAGAAGUUUCCUUAAAAUAAGAGGCAUUAUUCUGUAAGCUAGUUCAGCAAUGCUUACCUAGUACAUACCAGCUUAGUCUAGAUCAGCCCAGUAAAUUUAUGUUUGAAAUUAUUUGUUGGUUCAGAGUAACUAACAUCCUGAUGCAGAAUUUGUACUGGUAUUUAUUCUUCCAUCACUCCUAAUGUAAGAGAUUUGUAGAAUGA